UUUACAUAUCCGUAAUUACUUUGUGUUACAGCGGAAUAUUCACCUGAAGAAAAUGUAGGGUUUUAAUAAUUUAUUGUAUUGUAUGUUUUAACAGUUGAUUUGUCCGUUAGUGUGGUCGUUCAUGAACUUUGAUCUAGUAGUUCUCAUAUUUCCAAGGACACUUUAACUCACUGUAACCAGGCACUGUUUGACAGGAGGCUGUCUUUGGCUAGCCGAGCUAGCUUUGGUCGAGCUAAACAACAACAAACAAACCCUCUGUGUUAACUGUAUGGGAAGUAGUCGCUGGGUUGUUACAAGUCCUGUGUUUGUGUGACUCCCUGCCCCCCACCUCAGGUCAGAGCUGAGGGUUGGGGUCAGGUCUUGGGCUAAUGUCACACAGUCCUGGUGAAGAGGGGGGUCUAUCUCAGGCAGCCCCAGACGCCAACGCCCAAGAACUGUUGGACAUCCCCACUCAGACUGUGGCGACAGGGAACACACCUGAAGAUCAGGUGUCGCCUGCGGUGGAUGAAGCCUCUCCUUGUUCCACGUCCUCCUUUGAGAUGCUUGACAUGGAGUCGGUCCCAGCUCCUUAUAAAGAAGUGCAGCCUCACUGGUUCUUCUGUCGACGAGCCGAUGACAACACCUCCUGGCUUCCUUUCAGCAGAGAAGACUCUGAUAAACUAGAGAAUGCCUGCAACACUGUAGGAGACGAGGAGGAUGAGGUGGUGAUAUCUGUGGAUGGAGAGCGGUAUGACGUACAUGUCAAGGAGAGGAAGCGCUACGCUGUGUACUGGGAGCAAAGCCCCACUGAAGUACGCCGCUGUACCUGGUUCUAUAAAGGAGAUAAAGACACCAGGUUCAUGCCUUACCCUGAGGACUUCAGCAAGAGUCUGGAGGAGGCCUAUAUGAUAGCAGUGACCUUAGAUGAAUGGAAGAGGAAACUAGAAUUUCCCAAUGGAGAGACUGUCAUCUUACACAAUCCCAAACUGAUAAUGCAGUAUCAGCCAAUAGGAUCGCAGGAAGACUGGGUGUCCUCCCCCUCGUGGGUGUCCUCCCCCUCGGAGCAGACCCGGCCUCGAACAGUCAAGAGGGGAGUGGACAACAUCUCUGUAGAAAUACCUGAUGGUGAACCAGAAAAGGUGGACCACCUUGUCUUUAUGGUCCAUGGCAUCGGCCCUGCAUGUGACUUGCGCUUCAGAUCCAUCAUACAGUGUGUAAAUGACUUCAGGAGUGCUUCCCUAUCCCUCCUGGCCUCUCACUAUAAGCAAGCUCAGCAGGAUGGCCAGGUAGGAAGGGUGGAGUUCCUCCCAGUCAACUGGCACAGCGCUCUACACGGGGAUGCCACUGGUGUGGACGAGGACAUCCAGAGGAUCACUCUACCCAGCAUUAGCAGGCUGAGACAUUUCACCAACGACACUCUGCUGGACCUGUUUUUCUAUAACAGCCCCACCUACUGCCAGACCAUAGUGGACACAGUGGCUUCAGAGAUCAACAAGCUCCACACCCUCUUUAAACAGAGACACUCAGAGUUUAAAGGGGCCAUUUCAGUAGUGGGCCAUAGCCUGGGUUCUCUGAUCCUGUUUGACCUGCUGACCAAUCAGAGGACUGGAUCAGAUGCCAGAGAGGGGGUGCCCUCUGGUGAGCCUUUUCAUCUGAACUGUGACACACUGCAGCAGACUCUGACCAGACUCGGCCUGCAGCAAUACCUGGAUACGCUACAGGCAGAAAACCUAGACCUGGAAUCACUGGCUCUUUGCCAAGACGGUGAUCUCAAAGAUUUAGGAAUCCCCCUUGGACCUCGGAAGAAGAUCCUGAACUACGUCAGGAGGAAAUGGCUUUCAGAGGGUUGUAAGACGGGGGCAGUACGUCUGCCACCAGGGUUGCAAGUUCCACCUCAAGUGACCAGCGAUGGCGAUGGUAACCAGUCUCCAGGAUUGACGAUGGAGCCGCCCCAGUUCCACAGGGCGCAGUCUGUCACCAAUUCUGUAGACUACGAAUACUUUAACGUCGGCAUUGGACAGACCAAUGGAGGCAUAGCCAAGGGACAGGUAUCCAUUGAUUACCCACAGCUGGCUUUCCACCCUCAAACAUUUUUUGCUUUUGGCUCUCCUAUUGGAAUGUUCCUGACCGUCCGUGGGCUCAAACAAAUCGAUCCCAACUACGCCUUCCCAACCUGCAAGAGCUUUUACAACAUCUACCACCCGUAUGACCCUGUGGCCUAUCGGUUGGAGCCGAUGAUUGUAACAGAGGUGGAUCUGGAGCCCAUGCUGAUCCCUCAUCAUAAAGGCCGCAAGAGAAUGCACCUGGAACUAAAGGACAGCUUUACCCGUAUGAGCAUGGAUUUGAAGAACAACGUUUUGGGAUCGUUACGGACGGCAUGGCAGUCCUUUGCCAGAGUGCCAGUUGCUGCACUGCCCCCGGUGGAUGCAAGAGACACUACAAUAGAGAGAGACCUUCAAGAGCCACAGGCCUCAGCCACUUCUGCUUCUGCUAAGAGGGAAGAGAAAAGUGCUGAUUUUUGGACUAAAAUACUGGAGUGGCCCAGGGCCCUUCAUAAGCAUUACUUCCAAGGAGUGUGUGAGGAGGCAGAGUCCUCGGAGUCAGCGGAGCAGACCGAGCAGCCUGAGAUUAAAGUGGGUAUGUUGAACGGAGGACGAAGGAUCGACUACGUACUUCAGGAAAAACCCAUCGAGAGCUUCAACGAGUACCUGUUUGCCAUCCAGUCUCAUCUGUGUUACUGGGAAUCUGAGGACACUGCUCUCCUGCUGCUGAAGGAGAUCUACGACAAGCUAGAUGUGGCCAUAGAACAGCCACAACAAUAAUAACGUUUUAUGAAUGUAGAUUUGCUUUUUAACUUGACAGUAAGUUGAAAGUGAGAAAAUGAAGGACAGCUGUCAGAGCCAGAGGCCGCACAAUCCUCUUCCAGAAUGCCUUACCGUCUGGGCGUUACCUGACUGCCCCGCCCUCUCCUCCAUUAACAAUGGAGACUGUUUGGCUGCAGUCAGGUGAUCUUGGUUCAGAUAUGAAAGUCAACCUUCAUUUGAGGGAGUGGUGGCUUCUUGGUGCUGCCUGAACUCCCACUGCAGGACUGCAUUUGGUGUCUGUUUCAAAUCCAGCGAAACAUCACCGUCAUGCUCCUGGUCGCACUUUUCUGUUUGUUUUUUUUUGAGUAAUUCUUUACUUUACUUUGCACUUUCCAACAUUGACAUAUCAUGCAUACAGCUGCAGCUUAAUAAUACUGAAAAAUAAUCCUCAUGAUAAUCAGAAGACACACCAAGCACUUCUUCAAAUAUGGAAAACAUCAAGUUGUGUAUCAAGUAUAAUUUUUAUCACAUUGGAUUACAAACUGGAAUUCAUCCCAAGCUGGUAUUUCUAUGUAUUUGACAACACAAAUACAUUAAAAAAUCCCAGAAUAUAAUUAAUAGAUAUAUGAAUAGAUUGUAAUCUAUAAAUGUAUAUAUUCCCCUGCCCUGUGUACAGCCUCCAAAAAUCUGAAAUGUAGAUCUAUAAUUCGAAUUAACUAUAAGUCUGUUCAACAGGCAUCUCUGUCCGACCCUUUAAACUUAAAGCUCUCCCUUAGCCUAGCAUCAGACCGUACCUUUAUAAAUAAGCAAGUCCGGUGGUUUCAUUUGGUGACUUUAAACUGUUUACCUUCUGAAGGACUCUGUAGGUUGAUAUUUUGUCGCCUGGCAGCUAUAUUUUCUUUCUGUCAACACAAAAGGCCACUUGAAACCCAAAGCUGCUACUCCUACAUUUGUGCAAUAUAACAAUAAUGCUGAUGUCGUUUAUUUUUCAUUUCCCAGAUGUAGUCCUGUACUGACCCUGUCACUGAAAGUGAACUUCAUCCUGCCUUCUAAUAGUAUUUUUAUUUCACUUGCAAUAUGAUUUAGGUUGAUCAUAUCUACACCUCUAUCUAAAAGAAGCGAUCCUGAUGAAGAUUUGAAUCAGAAAUGAAGUAGAGAUAUGCAGGUGCUUGAAAGGACAAGCUGGUUGUCUUUCCAUAGUGUGUGUAUGCAUGUACUGUAUGUGUGUGUGUGUGACUACAGUAUGUAUGUUAUAAACCGUACAUUUCCACUUUCUCUCCCCGAGGUCUGUGCCAUUCCUCCUUUACCACUUUUGACUCACAACGUAUCUUUCUGUGAUUCCUAACAGCAGUAUAUUGUUUAUCCUAGAAUAUGGCUCAUUUCAAUACAGAGUCUCAUCUCACAUUCUGACUUUUGUAUAAACCAAGGGCCAAAUGGUACAUGUUUCUCUUUGUAUCAAGGUAUUAUAAAAUCAUUUUCUGCAUUGCAUGCACUUCUUUGUUUUGUAAGAGCAGGGUUUAUCAACAUUUUCUGGUCGUGACACAAAAUGUUAAUAAUUCUCAUGAACCCAGCAAUAACAGAGUUGUCACAUUGAAAUCAUAUACAUUUGAUUUAAAGAACAUCAUUCAUAGAUUAUAUAGAAAUUAUGUUUCAAAGCAUAUCAACUUAUUUUAUAUAAAAAUAUACGCAACAAAUAUCAAUAUAUCAAUGUUAUAUAUAUCACAAAUCUGCACCAUUGAGCAACAUGGGGUCCAGACUACAAAGUUGAGAAACUCUGUGUUAGAGUGAUGACUCCUAUGUUAUGCACUGUGAGGGCACCACUGCCCCCGCCACCAAAGCUCUGCCCUGUGUCUCAGUUAGCCCUCUGGGUGUAACAUCUGCACAAUACAUGAAUUAAUCAAAUGGGGUUGUUCAAUUUUCCUCCUUUAGAAAUGCGCUGAAUUCUAAAUGAUCAUGUUGUCGUUUCCUUGAACUUCACCACCGUUUGUGUCAUUUUUAGUGUCUAAACAGUAAAACAGGACUUAUAAUGGUCUCCUCUUCCUUACCAUAACUACUGUUUUUGCACUUGAUACUAAAAUGUUGAUACAUACUAAAAAAAACAAAUGUCCUCCUUUCUGAAUGCAUACCCUAUGAAUAUGGUAACACAUUGUAUGUGCCAUAAUAAAAUAUUACAAGUGUC
Messenger RNA from Sebastes umbrosus (honeycomb rockfish), 4962 nucleotides. RefSeq names its product DDHD domain containing 2 (gene ddhd2). The coding region runs from base 369 to 2801 and encodes 810 amino acids. The transcript has 20 exons. NCBI's taxonomy places the organism in Eukaryota, Metazoa, Chordata, Actinopteri, Perciformes, Sebastidae. Gene Ontology annotation, cellular component: COPII-coated ER to Golgi transport vesicle. The record is from RefSeq and is a predicted model, not a curated record. Gene Ontology annotation, molecular function: triacylglycerol lipase activity; metal ion binding; protein binding.